This is a messenger RNA of Elaeis guineensis (African oil palm), 1681 nucleotides long. RefSeq names its product purine permease 3. The record is from RefSeq and is a predicted model, not a curated record. Gene Ontology annotation, cellular component: membrane. Gene Ontology annotation, molecular function: purine nucleoside transmembrane transporter activity. NCBI's taxonomy places the organism in Eukaryota, Viridiplantae, Streptophyta, Magnoliopsida, Arecales, Arecaceae.
CCUGUGCUUGUUACACUCUCAUGCCCAUGUUUGCGAGUAAUCUUCUAAGACCCUGGCCUCCGUUCGUCUCCUCCUCCACACAAGUAUGAGAAGCCUCUCUCUCUCUCUCGCUCUCAAGUCAAAUGGGAAACGAAGAGAAAGGAGGCAUUGGUUCAUGGAGUUGAGAUUAUUCUGGAUCCCAAACAGCAGCUUCAGAUAUUCUGGAAAAGAGGGACUUUUAAGGAACAUAAGAAGUCAGCACUAAGUCGCAGCUCAAGCAUCAAAUUCUUCAAUUUUUUUUUUUCAGCUUCGCUGCCGCAAUAGGGAAGGAAUAUAUAACGACAGAAAGCCUUUAAGACGGACUGAAUACCACUCACAGCUCCAAGGGCGCACCGGAAUGAUGGAUGCGGAAGGCCAGCAAAGCCACCACCCCAAGGACCCUCAAAUGAGCAAAGCCCUGAAGAGGGCCCUCGUCGUCCUCAACUGCCUCCUCCUCUUCGUCGGCGACACCGGCGGUCCGCUCCUCUCCCGCCUCUACUUCCGCCACGGCGGCCACCGUCAGUGGCUGGCCAGCUGGCUCGAGACCGGCGGCUGGCCCCUCAUCCUCCUCCCCCUCUUCAUCUCCUACCUCUACCGCCGCCGCCUCGCCUCCGACCACCACCACCCCACCAAGCUCUUCUUCCUCACCCCUCGCCUCUUCCUCGCCUGCGCCGUCCUCGGCCUCCUGACCGGCACCGACGACUUCCUCUACGCCUACGGGCUCUCCUUCCUCCCUGUCUCCACCUCGGCAAUACUCAUCUCUACUCAACUGGCCUUCACGGCCUUCUUUGCCUUCCUUAUUGUGAAGCAAAAGUUUACGCCUUAUUCUAUAAACUCUAUUGCUUUGCUUAGUGUGGGGGCGGUGAUCCUGGGCCUCCACACGAGCUCGGACCGGCCGGAUAACGUGAGCCAAGGGCAGUACUUGAUGGGGUUCUUUCUGACGCUGGGGACGGCGGCGCUCUACGGAUUGGUACUGCCGCUGGUGGAGCUGACGUACCGGAAGGCGAGCCAGGUGAUCACGUACACGCUGGUGAUGGAGAUGCAACUGGUGAUGGGGUUCUUUGCCACAGCUUUCUGCACCAUUGGAAUGCUGGUGAACAAGGACUUUGAGGCUAUUCAGAGGGAGGCAAGGCAAUAUGGACUAGGGGAGGUUAAAUACUAUGUGGUGCUCGUCUGGUGCGCAAUCUUGUGGCAAUGCUUCUUCUUAGGCACCGUAGGAGUCAUCUUCUGUGUCAAUACCUUGCUCGCUGGAAUUAUCAUUGCAGUGCUCAUUCCCGUGAUCGAACUCUUUGGUGCCAUCUUCUUACAUGAGAAGUUCACCAGCGAGAAGGGCGUCUCCCUGGCCCUCUGCCUUUGGGGUCUAGCUUCCUACUCUUAUGGAGAAUACAGAGAAAAUAAGAAGAAGAAGGAAGCAGCCCUUAAGGCUCAAACUACUGGACUUACAAGGGGCGGUUGAGGCAAGAGUAAGUAUGAAUAUAUUUGUUCUUUCUUGUUUCCAGUGCAAACGUAGCCCAAAAUCUUCACUGUUUCUCAGUAAAGACUUGAAACAGUGUGCAAGGGGGCAUGAUAUCACUCUCUCUGGAUGGUAUGUGAAUCACUUAUUUGUGCAGGCCUAGAAUUGUAUGAGCUUGAAGUUUCUAUAUUAAAUUAAGCUUAUUGGAAA